This is a messenger RNA of Aspergillus udagawae, 972 nucleotides long. RefSeq names its product cyclin-dependent serine/threonine-protein kinase CDC28 (gene nimX). Gene Ontology annotation, biological process: G1/S transition of mitotic cell cycle; protein phosphorylation; signal transduction. Bases 1 to 972 code for a protein of 323 amino acids. The record is from RefSeq and is a predicted model, not a curated record. Gene Ontology annotation, molecular function: cyclin binding; cyclin-dependent protein serine/threonine kinase activity; ATP binding. NCBI's taxonomy places the organism in Eukaryota, Fungi, Ascomycota, Eurotiomycetes, Eurotiales, Aspergillaceae. The transcript has 4 exons. Gene Ontology annotation, cellular component: nucleus; cytoplasm; cyclin-dependent protein kinase holoenzyme complex.
AUGGAGAAUUACCAGAAAAUUGAGAAAAUUGGAGAGGGAACCUACGGUGUCGUCUAUAAGGCCCGUGAACUCACCCAUCCCAACCGUAUUGUUGCCCUGAAGAAGAUCCGACUUGAAGCAGAAGAUGAAGGAGUUCCGAGCACUGCCAUUCGCGAGAUCUCCCUUCUCAAGGAGAUGAGCGAUCCGAAUAUUGUACGACUUCUGAACAUUGUCCAUGCCGAUGGCCACAAACUCUAUCUUGUUUUUGAAUUUCUUGAUCUCGAUCUCAAGAAGUAUAUGGAGGCUCUUCCUGUUAGCGAGGGUGGACGUGGAAAGGCGUUGCCCGAAGGUUCUGCAUUGAGCAAGAACAUGGGACUCGGAGAUGCUAUGGUCAAGAAGUUCAUGGCCCAAUUGGUGGAAGGAAUUCGUUACUGCCACAGCCAUCGUAUUCUGCAUCGUGAUCUCAAGCCUCAGAAUCUGCUCAUUGACCGUGAUGGCAAUCUGAAAUUGGCCGACUUUGGCCUGGCAAGAGCAUUCGGUGUCCCUCUGAGAACCUACACACACGAGGUUGUGACACUCUGGUACCGAUCUCCCGAAAUCCUGCUCGGUGGUCGUCAAUACUCUACUGGCGUCGAUAUGUGGUCGUGUGGUGCUAUUUUCGCCGAAAUGUGCACACGCAAGCCGCUGUUCCCUGGCGAUUCCGAGAUUGACGAGAUUUUCAAGAUCUUCAGACUCCUUGGUACUCCUGAUGAAAACAUCUGGCCUGGCGUCACCUCGUUCCCUGACUACAAACCAACAUUCCCCAAGUGGAAGCGCCAAGAUCCCCAUACACUGGUCCCUGGCCUGGAGGAGGAUGGUCUUGACCUUUUGGAGGCUCUACUAGAGUACGAUCCCGCCCGUCGAAUCUCCGCCAAACAGGCCUGCAUGCACCCAUAUUUUGCGCACGGUACCGCUUACUACUCUGGCCGCGGUCGGAGAAAUGGAUAUCACUAA